This is a messenger RNA of Fundulus heteroclitus (mummichog), 1803 nucleotides long. Its product is annotated as ATP-sensitive inward rectifier potassium channel 12. Lineage: Eukaryota; Metazoa; Chordata; Actinopteri; Cyprinodontiformes; Fundulidae. Gene Ontology annotation, biological process: regulation of monoatomic ion transmembrane transport; potassium ion import across plasma membrane. Gene Ontology annotation, molecular function: inward rectifier potassium channel activity. The record is from RefSeq and is a predicted model, not a curated record. Bases 1 to 1803 code for a protein of 600 amino acids. Gene Ontology annotation, cellular component: plasma membrane. The transcript has 2 exons.
AUGUGCGUCAGCAAAAGUGAUGGAAAGUCUGCAGAAUCCUGGACGAACUUCUGCUAUGAGUGCGCAAAGAAAGGUCCGACAGGCAAGCUGGGAGAGGAGGAGGUGACGUGGCUGGCUAUCAAGCUAGCCCGACCAGGAUCUGACAGCUACGCUGCCUUCAAAAUAAAAGGCCCUGCGUCGGUUCAGACGUACAGCAUUGUGUCAGACAUCAUACCAGAGGAGGAGCUGCAGAGGAUUUCUGGUUUGGCACUCUACAACGGUCACAGUUCUGCCAAAGGGAAGGAGCAGAGAGACGCCGAACGAGAGGACGGUAGGAGGAGGCCUGGAGCCUCCACAGUGGUGCCUGGCACUAGCGGACAAAGAGGUAUGAAUAACUACAACGGGAAGGUCCUGACGAGGGGCUCCAACCAAGUCCGGAGCCGCUUUGUGAAGAAGAACGGACAAUGCAAUGUGGUAUUCACCAACAUGGAGGACCGGCGUCAACGCUACCUCGCAGACAUCUUCACCACCUGCGUGGACAUCAGCUGGAGAUAUCUACUACUUAUAUUCUGCACCAGCUUCCUCAUCUCAUGGCUGAUAUUUGGCUUAGUCUUUUACACCGUCGCCCUUGCACACGGGGACUUUGAGGAGCCUCCUAAGCAGAAAGCUAGUGGGCUGGUGGCAGGAAUGUACGGGCCCUCCUCUGGGCCCUCGGUUGUGGGGCAGACACAAAGGAUGCCCUGCAUACUGCAUGUUCAGGGCUUUGUCGGGGCGCUCCUCUUCUCUAUGGAGACACAGACUACUAUUGGCUAUGGCUGGCGCUGCGUCACAGAGGAGUGCCCCCUGGCUGUUUUAACAGUGGUUAUACAGUCCAUCCUUGGCUGCAUCAUUGACUCCUUUAUGAUCGGCACCAUUAUGGCGAAGAUGGCUCGGCCAAAGAAGAGGAACCAGACCCUGCUGUUCUCCAAAAACGCUGUCAUUGCUCUGCGUGACGGCAAACUGUGCCUCAUGUGGAGGGUGGGCAACCUGCGGAGGAGCCACAUCGUGGAGGCUCACGUCCGUGCACAGCUCAUACGGUCAUACGUCACAGCCGAGGGCGAGUUCAUCCCUCUGGAGCAGAUGGACCUCAAUGUGGGCUACGAUGAAGGCACGGACAGGCUGUUUUUAGUGUCUCCGCUGGUUAUAAUCCACGAAAUAGACAAGGAUAGCCCUUUGUACACUUUGAGCCGAGCAGACCUGGAAGCAGACGACUUCGAGAUCGUCGUGAUCUUGGAGGGGAUGGUGGAGGCCACAGCCAUGACCACGCAGUUUCGUAGCUCUUACCUCGCGAGAGAAAUCUUCUGGGGUCACAGGUUUGAGCCGGUGAUCUACGAGGACCGGGACCGCUACAAGAUAGACUACGCACGCUUCCACAAUACCUACGAGGUCCCGUCGACACCCCAUCUCAGCGCAAAAGAGCUGGACGAGGCUGGGAGCCAGGCAUCCUUCCCUGCAUCUCCUCCGUCAGCCUAUAGAUCCACACAAGACCUGAUCUCACGGUCUCUGACUGCCUUCUGCUAUGAGAACGAGGUGGCCCUGAGCUGUGCAGAGGAAGAAGAGGAAGACAUAUUUGACUCUGCCCAGAUGGUAGGGAAGGAGAAGGUAGAGGAGAGGAGGACGUCCGUUGACUUUCAAAGUGUCUUUCAUGACACAGCGACCAUAACCUCAGGCAGUCACAAUGUCAUGUGUGUUCUGGACAUGGACAAUAACCAGAUGGAGUUUGACAGCCUACAUACUGCGAUUCCUCUUGAUCCCUUCACCUAUAAGAGUGAGCAAGAGGCCUAG